Messenger RNA from Puccinia triticina, 699 nucleotides. RefSeq lists its product as uncharacterized. Gene Ontology annotation, cellular component: ribosome; mitochondrial large ribosomal subunit. The record is from RefSeq and is a predicted model, not a curated record. Gene Ontology annotation, molecular function: structural constituent of ribosome. Gene Ontology annotation, biological process: mitochondrial translation. The transcript has a single exon. Bases 1 to 699 code for a protein of 232 amino acids. NCBI's taxonomy places the organism in Eukaryota, Fungi, Basidiomycota, Pucciniomycetes, Pucciniales, Pucciniaceae.
AUGAAAUCGCUCAUCCAUGCCAAGCUGCGGACAAUCACGACGAUAUGCCAUCAGCCGACGGCAAUUACUACCAUACGAUCGCUGGACAAGGGCCGGUCACCUAUAGGAAGCUCGUAUGUCAAGGCCAAAUCACCAGUCUAUUUCCCCAACAUUUCGAUUCGGUUGGUCAGGCCUAGCUCGACGGAUCGUGGCGACCCAUUCACGGCCAUCUUCAGAUGCGAUCUCCAGUUGACCAAGCCAGACAUCUUCAACUACCUGCGACAGAUCUAUGGACUCGGGAUUACCAGUAUCCGGACGGCGAUCUAUCGGGGUCGGUACGAGCGACAGAUCAAGAGCAGGGUCCGUGGCGGGGUCAAGAUCGGCAGGGACAAGAACCGGACGUUCAAAAAGGUCUGGGUCGGCUUGGAAAAACCAUUCUUCUACCCUCCUCAACCCAGCCAGCGAUUCUUGAACGAGAACUACAACUACCAGGACUUCUUGAACGCCUAUAAUCGAUCCAGACUCACCCAAAUCAGACACGCCAAACUCGACCGGAACCAGGUCAUGCCUGCGGGUAUACAUGACCGUAAGGGUGAACGAGUUAACGUCCUUCGACAGAUCCUGGACUCCAAAAAGUCAAUCCAACACGAAUUGAACGAACACGUCAAACAGUCUUUGAUCGACUCAACUACCGCGCCAACAACUUUGAAAAAGGAAUGA